GAAUCGUUCAAAAUACCCAUGUGUGAACGCUGCGGCGACGGUUUCGAGAUGCGUCAAGAAGUUGUAAAAAACGAAUAUUGCCCGCACGUAUUCCAUCAAACCUGUAUUAAAGAUGCAACAGAACAACGGACCCCGGCUGGAAAUUUUAAAACGGUGACAAAUAAAUGUCCAAACAAAAAUUGUAACGCGCUCCUUGUACGCCAACGGUACAACUAUCUAUCCUUCCGUUUUGGUACACCAUCGUGUGUCUGUAUGAAUCAAUCGCAUCGAAUUAGUAUUGACAACCAGGGAGAAAUAAUCCGUCGACAAUCAGAACGCAUUAACCAUCUCCAAGAAUCUCUCGAAGAUGCUGAGGCCGUGUGUGUCGUACGUUUGAAUAGAAUCUCGGAUUUGGAACAACAAUUGUAUAAUAUCAGACGUGAAAAUGAAGUUAAUCAUCUCGACGAUAUCGAUGAAGAAUUAGUUCAAGAAAGCGGUGAAUACGUCGAAGAUACAAUUGAUGAUGAUAUUAAUGAAGUAGACAAUUGCGUAAAUACCGGUGAUAAUAACGAAGAUUCGCAAGAUACAGCACAAGCUGAAAACACAAGCCCGAUUGGACGUAACGACCUGAACGAACCGAUUGAUCGAUUAUCGUCGAUGUUCGCCGCGAAAGAAGGUAUUAUUAAUCAUUCUAUUGAUUCAAUUAACAAGUCAACUGAUUCAUCUAAUUCUAGCAUUCUUUCUUUAUUUGAAGCUGAAGAACGUGAGUUCCAACGACAACUAGACUUGCAAUUGGACGCCCAAGAUGGCUUAAUUGCCAAGGUUCCCGAUACGUUACCUCCGCUCGAAAAAAUAGGUGCAGCCGGACCAUCUAGCCAAUCAUUAAAUAAUGACCAAGUUUCGAUUUAUGGCUCAACAUCGUCGGUUAUCGUGUCGCCUAAGAUCUCCGAAGGAAAUAAAGAAAAUACUUCGAAAACGCCAAAAGUCAACCUCGAUGAUGUGAACAUGCUACCUGCUCAUCCGUCAACUGAACCGCCAGUAUUGGCAGAUGAUGCUGUACCAUCGACUUCACGAUUCCGCGACACUUUCCGUCCAAGCGGUCGCAACGUAUUGGGAAGCUUUUUCAACGCACAUAACGUGCUGGUCAACCACAUCGUGGCACCGUCUGCGAAUACUACACGAAUGUCUCGAGAUCCACGGACUCGUAAUGUAAUAACACCACGCAUAGCUACGAUCGCCGAAGCUCAAAGACCGUUAAUGGACGAUGAAGACGCUCCGAAUGAAGACUUCCGCAAUGAACGUGAAAUACGCAUUUACGACGGAGGAGUAAACGGCCAUUCAAUGCAAAGAGCGGUCUUUCCUAACCGCCGCAGUAAUAUUAUGGCGAUUCUCGAAAGAGCGAACUACCAUUAUGGUCACCAAAUUCAACAUCAGCUGAGGCAAGAAUUUUCAUUUCAAACACAAGAGAUGUAUUCAUCGGUUUUUACGACUUGGUCUUCGAACGAUAACCAGCCAUCAACCCAUUGUUUCCUCAAUGGGUGGUGGGUGGUUGGUGAUGGCUUGGCACAUUCGUUGGCAAGAGAGCCAUUAAGAAGAAAUUCCGUUCUGAAGAAUCGGUGGGAUAGGUCAAGAUUUGCAGGGAGCUUCAUUAGCGCCAAAAGGCUGAUGCAUAAUAUUGACAACCACUUGACAAACGUGCCGCCAUACGUAAUUCUCUCUAUGGGAACCCACGAUAACACGCUUGAAAACGAAUUGGCUACUCGAUUGAACACCAACCUCGUCCUGAAAUGUUUACUUGACCACGGCGUACGGCGAAUUCUAAUUCUUCCGACCAUCGUAGCUCCUAGACGAGAAGACGCUCAGAGAUUGAUGGAAUAUCGCGAAUGGCAGAGAGGUAUCAUGCCUCAAAUGGAUACAGAAAGAAUUCACUACUUAGAAUUCAUCGAAGAAACUAUUGAUCGCGUAGAGCCCUAUCAUUGCGAUAUGGGUGGUAUCCUAUACGUUCAUCCGUUCGUGAUAUUCGACGUAAUCUACAGAAUUAGCCAUCUUCUCGCCUACAGACCGUGAUACAGACAUUUACGUAAAUAUUUAUUCUUUAAGGUGACACUUUCGUUUAUUUUUCUUAUUUGUUUGUUUGUCAAAUUGUGAAUUUGUUUUCGUUGAAUUUUUCCUAUUUUUAAGUUGUUUAUUUGACAAGAAUGCGGUAAUAAGCUGAACAUGGAUCGGUAUUUGUUCAAUUCUAAGCUCGCUGUUUUUCGAUCAACAUAAGUACCUAUGUUAGGACUUAUGUUUUGUACCAUUACGCAUUCAACGAGAUUAUUUCUAUUAUAAAAACUAAGCUAAUUUGUUCUACGAAGCAUUUAUUUAAGUGUAUUGCUUAUUAUGAUUAAUUUUUCUACGUUUUCUAUGAUAUAACAGGAAUUUUCGGAAGUGUUUUCUAUUUUUACGUGUUCGUGAAUUGUAUUUCCUUGUUUGAUUCUUUUUUCUUGUUAUAUUUCUUAUGCAUAAUCAUUUUUUCGAGUUCGUGUAUACGUUGUGUUCACUAGGAUGCUAGUAUUAAUAGGCUAUGAUUUUUUUUUAUUUUUUGAUAAUAAAUAUUCAAGAGCUGUAAGAAGUAUACGCUCUUCUGCAGAAA
Messenger RNA from Planococcus citri (citrus mealybug), 2614 nucleotides. RefSeq lists its product as uncharacterized. Lineage: Eukaryota; Metazoa; Arthropoda; Insecta; Hemiptera; Pseudococcidae. The transcript is spliced from 2 exons. The coding region runs from base 19 to 2046 and encodes 675 amino acids. The record is from RefSeq and is a predicted model, not a curated record.